AUGGGCCCUGCCGCCGUCCUGCUGCUCCUGCUGCUGGGGAGCUCAGGUGCAGAUGAGGAAAAACCAAAGAAUCUGCUGGAGUCAAUCUGUGGGCGGCCCGCAGUCACAUCUGGAAUCGCCUCAGGUCGAGAGGCCAACGUGGGCCAGUGGCCCUGGCAGGUCAGCAUCCGCCGGGGCUCGCUUCACAUCUGCUCGGCCACCCUCAUCUCCCAGCAAUGGGUGCUGACAAUGGCAAACUGUUUCUGGUCAACGGAUGUCACAAAAUACAGUGUAUUGGUGGGGUCGCUUCAGAUCAUUGGCUUCCCAGAUCCCAGAAUGACAAUUCCUGUGUCCCGGAUUAUCACCCAUCCUGACUACCAAGGAAACAAAUUUGGUGCUCCUGCUGUAGUAGAACUGGCCUACCCAGUUUCUUAUGGUCCUGUUGUCCUGCCUAUCUGCCUCCCCUCAUCUGAGGUCCAGCUAAAGAAUACAUCCUCCUGCUGGGUGAUUGGCUGGAGCUAUUCUGGGACAUAUCAACAUACUAAGGCAUCUUACACUCUAAAGGAGCUGAGAGUGCCUCUCAUGGAUCUGCAGACAUGCAAUAACUACUACCAAAAUGCAAACUUGACGAAUGGAAAUGAGUCCAUCAUCAGUGAAGCCACGAUUUGCUCUCUGAUCCCAGUGAAACACAGGGAUCAGUGUAUCGGCAACAGAGGAGACCCUCUGAUGUGUCAAGUUGAUGAUUUCUGGGUCCUGGCAGGAAUUGUGACCUGGGGAACAAACUGCAUUCAAACCAACGAGCCUGGAAUAUAUACAAACAUCAGUUUCUACAAAUCUUGGAUUGAGACAUCAGCCACCUCAUCCACUGAGCUUUCUGCUACACGCUGGAUGGACCUCUUGGGGCUCCUCCCUGUUAUGCUUCUGCCUCUGAUUUUUCUGGGACCACUCUAA
This is a messenger RNA of Lepus europaeus (European hare), 930 nucleotides long. Its product is annotated as serine protease 33-like. The record is from RefSeq and is a predicted model, not a curated record. Gene Ontology annotation, biological process: proteolysis. NCBI's taxonomy places the organism in Eukaryota, Metazoa, Chordata, Mammalia, Lagomorpha, Leporidae. Gene Ontology annotation, molecular function: serine-type endopeptidase activity. Bases 1 to 930 code for a protein of 309 amino acids. The transcript has 6 exons.